UUUUACUGACCUCUGUCUGUCUGUCUGUCUGUCUGUCUGUCUGUUUUGUGAUUUUACAGAUCAAGAUUCCCCCCUCUCUCCUCUUUCCCAGAGAAGUGAUUUAAAAUGAGGGAGUGUAUCUCUGUGCACAUCGGUCAGGCCGGUGUUCAGAUGGGGAACUCGUGCUGGGAGCUGUAUUGUCUGGAGCAUGGUAUCCAGCCGGAUGGGAUGAUCGCUUCAGGCAACUCCUCUUUAUCAGAUUCAUCUUUCGGUACUUUCUUCAGUGAAACUGGAGCUGGAAAGUAUGUUCCACGAGCUGUCUUCAUAGACCUGGAGCCAACAGUUGUAGAUGAGAUUCGUAAUGGACAUUAUCGGCAGCUUUACCACCCAGAGCAGCUCAUCAGUGGUAAAGAAGAUGCUGCCAAUAACUACGCCCGUGGCCACUACACCAUCGGCAAGGAGAUCGUGGACUCUGUGCUGGAUCGAAUGCGAAAAAUGUCUGAUCAGUGCACAGGCCUGCAGGGCUUCCUGAUCUUCCACAGCUUUGGAGGUGGAACAGGUUCUGGGUUCACGUCUCUGCUGAUGGAGCGUCUGUCCGUCGAUUACGGAAAGAAGUCCAAGCUGGAGUUCUCCGUCUACCCUGCGCCCCAGGUUUCCACCGCGGUGGUAGAACCGUACAACUCAAUUCUCACCACUCACACCACGCUCGAGCACUCGGACUGCUCCUUCAUGGUCGACAACGAGGCCAUUUUCGAUAUUUGUAAGCGCAAUCUGGACAUUGAGCGUCCUUCCUACAACAACCUGAACAGACUGAUCGCUCAGAUCGUUUCUUCCAUCACUGCGUCGCUUCGCUUCGAUGGAGCUCUAAACGUGGAUCUCACGGAGUUCCAGACCAACCUCGUUCCGUACCCUCGCAUCCACUUCCCAUUGGUCACCUACUCCCCAAUCAUCUCCGCGGAGAAGGCCUACCACGAGCAGCUUUCCGUAUCCGAAAUCACCAACGCCUGCUUCGAUCCCGCCAACCAGAUGGUGAAAUGCGACCCUCGACGCGGGAAAUACAUGGCCUGCUGCCUGCUGUACCGCGGAGACGUGGUGCCCAAAGACGUCAACGCUGCCAUCGCCGCCAUCAAGACCCGCCGCUCCAUCCAGUUCGUAGACUGGUGUCCCACCGGCUUCAAAGUGGGCAUCAACUACCAGCCGCCCACCGUGGUUCCAGGUGGAGACCUGGCCAAGGUGCAGAGGGCCGUCUGCAUGCUGAGCAACACCACGGCCAUCGCCGAGGCCUGGAGCCGCCUGGACCACAAGUUCGACCUGAUGUACGCCAAGCGGGCCUUCGUGCACUGGUACGUGGGGGAGGGGAUGGAGGAAGGAGAGUUCUCUGAGGCCAGGGAGGACAUGGCUGCUUUAGAGAAGGACUACGAGGAGGUGGGAGCAGAUUCUGCAGAAGACGCUGAGGAAGAGGAAGACGAGUACUAGAACCGCUUUCUUUCUUUUCUUUUUGCACGAGUGGUUUGUUCAUGACGAGUGAAAUAAAUCAUGCAGCAUGUAAA
Astyanax mexicanus (Mexican tetra) is the source of this 1529-nucleotide messenger RNA. RefSeq names its product tubulin alpha-8 chain-like. Bases 106 to 1455 code for a protein of 449 amino acids. Gene Ontology annotation, cellular component: cytoplasm; microtubule. The transcript is spliced from 4 exons. The record is from RefSeq and is a predicted model, not a curated record. Gene Ontology annotation, biological process: mitotic cell cycle; microtubule cytoskeleton organization. NCBI's taxonomy places the organism in Eukaryota, Metazoa, Chordata, Actinopteri, Characiformes, Acestrorhamphidae. Gene Ontology annotation, molecular function: GTP binding; structural constituent of cytoskeleton.